AUGGCCUGGCUGAACAGCGAGAUCACCUGGGCCGCCAACGAAGGUUCGGAGGCCUUGCUGGAGAUCAUCGGGCAGAAGGCCGAGCGCUUCAACGCCAUCAACGUGGCCACGGCCCUGCACCGCCUGGCGCGGUGCCACCGGGAUGGCAACAAAGAGCUGGCUGAAAACGAGGCGUUCAAAUCCUUGGUGGAGAAAACUUCCAGCGUCCUGCGUUUAUCGGCUAUGCAGUGUGAUGCCAAAGCAGUCUCAACCAUUGCGCACGCUGCAGCAGGGCUUGGGAUCCGAGAUGUUUCUGUGGCCGCCGGUGUGGUUGCAGCCGCCUCAGAACGUCUGCAGGAUUUUGACCGACAAGGCGUCGCUAAUCUGGCCUGGGCCCUGGCCAAGAUGCCAAAGGUCAAAGGUAGACUCAAACUUGCCAAAGAACUUGCCUCAAGGUCGCAUGGACUCUUGUCAGACUUCUCCCCGCAAGAGUUGUGCAAUGUGCUGUGGGCCCUUGGGAAGCUGGGAGUUCGGGACAACAAAUUGAUGUCGCUGGCCAGUGAUACAGCCCGCGGUAAGCUGGAUGCCUUCACGCCGCAGGGGUUGUCGAUGCUGGCGGCCUCCUAUGCCCGGGUGGGCAUCUUCAACGAGUCACUGCUGGAGGAGAUCCGCUCCAAAGCCGAAGCACAACUGGUCAAGCUGAACAGCCGCGAUGCAGCGCAGUUGGUGUGGAGCCACGCAAAGUUCAAACUCUGCAACGAGAGCUUUUUGGAGAAGAUUUGCGAACAUGCUGCAAAGCUACCGCUGGCUGAAGGCAACGAGCUCCUUGUCUCCUUCCUUUGGUCGUUUGGAACGCUUCGUUGGGUUCCGAACCCCAAGCUGCUAAAGGCCUUGGUCACCCAGGCGACCGCGAAGGCGGGGAGCUUCGGUGCCCACCGCAGCGUGCGGCUGCUGACGGCCCUGGCGAAGCUGGCCUUUCUGGAGCAAGCUGUGGAGUUAGGUGAGUUAACUGAAGCCCUGGCGGCCAAUGUCCAAUUGCUUUACCCGCGCAUGGGAGCCCAAGAGGUUGGAAUCAGCGCCUGGGCCUUGGCUACGUUGAAGCCCAAAGGCUGGCGGAAGAUGGUCCGGUGCCUCCUGCGUCGGGCGGCUGAGGAUGAGGUGCUGGAUGACCUCAACUGGUGGUCCGCAGCGCACCUGGAGUAUGCGGCAAGGGUUGCAUCGAAGCGGAAAUUUGGAAGUCUGUAUCUUCCAAGGCAGGAACCGGAAGAUCGCAAGGAAUUUCUUUCUUCGCUAACAGCGCUGUGUGCGGAGGAAGUGGCCCAAAUUCGAGUUGACAGCAAGCAGUUUCAAGAAAAGCCAUUGAAGGUGGCAGCCGAGCUUCAACCAUGGAAAGACAUGGAGCCUGGAGCCUCGGUCCUGAUCUUUGGCGCAGGUCGUCAUAUUCGUCCUGCACUUCAGAUGGCAGGCUUUGAGACCACCAUUUGGCGUCGCUUUGCUUCGGGAAGCUGUGGUGCCAAAGAAUGGCCCGAGGCUGCCGAAAAGGAACGAUUCAAAGCUGCAGCUAUGAGAUAUCCAGAUUCCAGUGAAUCCUUUGAGUUUGCCCUACAUGCCGUGGCCACGAGCCUGGAAGAGGGUGCACCUCUGUGGGUUUAUGGAGAUGUCCGUGAGGGCGUUUUAAGCACUACCCGGUCAAUUCGUGGCCUGUUCUCCCUAUCAGCGAUUCAUGAAGAUGGGGACUGUAGGGUGAUUUCUGCGAUCCGAACCCGGAGAAAGGCUCAGGACGAAUUUGAAUCCUGGCUUCGCAUAGAAAGCAUCGACUUCGGCUAUGGCUUUCAAGACUGGUGGUCUGUGCCAGGUCUUUUCGCGGCUGGAAAGGUGGAUGUGAUGUCGCAAUAUUUGCUGGAUACCAUGCUCCACGUGCGCGACAAGAUCGCGGCCUCUGAUGGAACCUGGCCCCUCCUGGACUGCAAGCCAUGCCAUGUGAUGGACUUCGCCAGUGGCACAGGCGUCCUGGCAGCCGGUGCCUCCAAGCUUCUGGAGGUGGGACGUUGCCUGCUGCUGGACGCCGAUGCGUGCGCCCUACAGGCCGCUGGGAGGAAUCUGCCGGAGGCAUCCAGGAUCUUGGCGGAUGGCUUUCGAUGCGACCUGCCGGAGGAGAAGUUCCACCUCAUCAUCUCCAAUCCACCAGUUCACAAUGGACAUGCUGAUGACCUAAGCCUUCUCCUUGAACUGCUACGUGAGGGGCCUUUGUUGCUGGAACCAGGGGGCGAGAUGUGGUUGGUGACCCAGGAGCAUAUUCCGACCGGCCGCCUUUUCCAGUUGGCACUGCAGGAAAACGCGCGUUUGGGAAAGUUGGAGCGAGGCGGGUCCAGGUUGAUGGAUCUGCGAUCCCUCUAUGAGAAUGUUGGAAUGUAUCCCACCAGCGAUGGCCGCUUUAUUGUGUGGCGAGCAUGCCUGGAGUCUCGAAAGCGGAAGAGCGAACAGACCCAGGAAAGGGUAGAUGUUGUCCACCUCAUGAAGAUUGCACGGAUGGCUGAGGGCGGUUCCACAAGCGAGUACGAGCUCUGGGUCGACUUUCGAAUGCAGAGAUUGCAAAAACCGCAAUCCACUUGGGCGGUUGGAUGUGGGAAGGUCAGCGUGUCGCCCGCUGGGGCGUUGCAGUCCCCGAAGGCACCGGCAAGGGUCCACUGCUGCCGCAUUCGUCACUGCGUGGCUGAGCCAGGUGAAGGAAGGAUUGCUGAACCUAGUCCUUUUCCCCAGGAGAUCCGAAAUUGGCAAAUGCGUAGUGGCGUAGUGACAGUGACUUAG
Molecule: messenger RNA, 2787 nt
Organism: Cladocopium goreaui
Lineage: Eukaryota; Dinophyceae; Suessiales; Symbiodiniaceae
Source: the annotation of a GenBank genome assembly